Acipenser ruthenus (sterlet) is the source of this 4674-nucleotide messenger RNA. Its product is annotated as piwi-like protein 1. Gene Ontology annotation, molecular function: piRNA binding; protein binding. NCBI's taxonomy places the organism in Eukaryota, Metazoa, Chordata, Actinopteri, Acipenseriformes, Acipenseridae. Gene Ontology annotation, biological process: regulatory ncRNA-mediated gene silencing. Gene Ontology annotation, cellular component: P granule. The record is from RefSeq and is a predicted model, not a curated record. The coding region runs from base 309 to 2891 and encodes 860 amino acids. The transcript is spliced from 22 exons.
GUUCGUAUUUAGUUUUACGUCAUUGAGUAAAGUAAACAUACAACGUUUGUAAAUCACCCUUGAUUUUAUAAUUGGUAUUAUCCAAAAUAGAUAGGUGCAGCGACAAAACAGAUGUGAACUCUUCAAAGUAAAAGCAUUUGAUUUGAAGCGAAGGGAUACAGCGAUAAUUGUUCGUGAAGACGUAUUCUACCGAUUCCAAAAGCGUUCGGUUCAUUUGGACUGCGGAAUCGGAACAGAAAGGUGCUUCUGAAGCCUACGUUGCUUAGCUCGGUAACACACUGUUGAAGUGACAAGUCCUUGGCACUGAAAUGACUGGAAGAGCUAGAGCACGUUCAAGGGGGAGGGCCCGUGGACAGGAGCCCUCCCAGGCUGCAGCUCCUGGAAUGGCCCCAAAGCCUGCAGCAGAAGUGGGUCUUCCCCAACCUUCAGGGGAAGGGGAGCUGCUUGGUCGUGGAAGGCAGAAGGGCCCUCCGGGAGCAGUCAGACCUGAAGGCAUGCAGCUUCAAAUUUCAGCCGGUUUUCAACAAAUGAAGAUUGGAGAAAGAGGUGGACGACGCAGUGAUUUCCAUGAUACUGGAAUUCACACCAGGCAAGCUAUGGAGCAUGUCAAGGAGUCAAAGACAGGUGUUUCUGGAUCUACUAUCGAAUUAAGAGCAAAUUAUUUCCGCAUCAUCUCUCGGCCCCAGUGGGUUUUGUAUCAGUACCAUGUUGAUUACAACCCCCAGAUGGAAUCCCGUCGGCUCCGCUCUGCUCUCCUAUUCAAGCAUGAUGAAGUACUUGGUACAACACGUACCUUUGAUGGAAGCAUCUUAUUCUUGCCUCAUCGACUGCCAAACACUGUCACAGAAUUAUUCAGUGAAACACGAUCUGGUGAGAAUGUGAGGGUGACCGUAACAUUGACGAAUGAGUUGCCUCCAACCUCUCCUGUGUGCCUACAGUUUUACAAUAUUAUAUUCAGGAGGGUUUUGAGGAUCUUGAAUAUGCAGCAGAUAGGUCGUCAUUACUAUAACCCCAACGAUCCCCUGAAUAUCCCUCACCACAGGUUAAUGAUUUGGCCAGGUUUCACAACCUCCAUUCUGCAGUAUGAAUCCAGCAUCAUGCUCUGUACAGAUGUAAGCCACAAGGUCCUUCGUAGUGAAACUGUCCUGAGCUUCAUGUCCCAGUUGAGGCAGCAGUGUGGAGACCAGCGAUUUCCAGAAGCUUGCACCAAGGAACUUGUUGGGUUAAUUGUUCUGACCAGGUACAACAACAAAACCUAUAGGAUCGAUGACAUUGCUUGGGAAAAGACUCCAAAUAAUACUUUUAAGAAGGGAGAUAAGGACAUUUCUUUCAAGGAGUACUACAAGUCGCAAUAUAAUCUGGAUAUCUGUGACAACAACCAGGUUCUCCUGGUCAGCCAACUGAAGAGGCAGGGCCCUGCUGGUGGUGCUCCACGAGGACCAGCCCUGCUUGUUCCUGAAUUCUGUUACCUCACAGGUCUUACAGAUAAAAUGCGGAGUGACUUCAACAUUAUGAAGGACUUGUCAUCUCACACAAGACUAACUCCGGAACAGAGAGAGCAACGGAUGGACAGAUUCAUUACUAAUAUUAAUAGGGAUCCAAAUGCACAGGCAGAGUUGACCAGCUGGGGCCUAAACUUUGACAACAAACUUCUGUCUUUGAAAGCAAGAGUUCUUCCUACAGAAAGGAUCUCCCAAGGAGCAAAGAUUUACGAAUACAGUCCUUGGGUAGCAGAGUGGUCAAGGGAAAUGAGGGGUGCUCCGCUGAUAAGUACCAGACCACUGGAAAACUGGUUAAUGCUGUAUACUAGAAGAAACAUUGAUAGUGCCCAGGCUCUGCUUCAAGCUCUAAACAAAGUGUCACCACCACUAGGCAUCAGGGUGCAAAGGGCAUGCAUGAUCGAGAUUGAGGAUCGGCAGGAAUCCCUAAUGAGAGCCUUGCAGCAUAAUGUUAGUCCACAAACUCAGAUGGUGGUUUGCAUACUUCCUAACAAUCGCAAGGACAAGUAUGAUGCUGUGAAGAAGUUCUUGUGUGUUGACUGCCCCACCCCAAGCCAGUGUGUUGUGGCACGCACCUUAAGUAAACCUCAAGCACUCAUGACAAUUGCAACCAAAAUUGCUCUUCAGAUGAAUUGCAAGAUGGGAGGAGAAUUGUGGAGUGUUGAAAUUCCACUAAAGCAGCUAAUGAUCGUAGGAAUCGACUGUUACCAUGACAUUGUAGCUGGGAAACGAUCAAUUGCUGGAUUGGUGGCCAGCCUGAACCAGGGAAUGACAAGAUGGUUUUCUAAAUGUGUACUGCAAAGUCGAGGACAAGAGAUUGUGGAUGGACUAAAGAUUUCCCUGCAAGCUGCGUUGAAGGCUUGGUACAAGCACAACAACUGCCUGCCGUCUCGUAUAAUUGUCUACCGGGACGGAGUUGGUGAUGGACAACUUCAGAGUGUUGUCAGUUACGAAGUGCCACAGAUAAUGGGCUGUAUAAAAGCUCUUGGACAGGAUUACAAUCCCAAGCUGACCGUAGUUGUUGUGAAGAAACGUGUCAGUGCAAGAUUCUUUGCCCGCAUUGAUGGGAAGCCUUCUAAUCCACCACCUGGAACAGUCAUUGAUAAUGAUGUCACUAGACCCGAAUGGUAUGAUUUCUACAUUGUGAGCCAAGCUGUGCGUGUUGGUAGCGUGUCACCAACCCACUACAACGUGAUUUACGACAGCAGUGGUUUAAAGCCAGACUACAUGCAGCGCCUGACGUACAAAAUGUGUCACAUGUACUACAACUGGUCGGGAAUUGUAAGAGUACCAGCCCCUUGCCAGUAUGCACACAAACUGGCAUUCUUGGUUGGACAGAGUAUUCAUAGGGAACCCAACACAAACCUGGAUGACUUUCUGUAUUACUUGUAAGGACAAGGAAAUGGAUCAUGUUAUGUUUUUUCACAUUUAUUUGUAGUUUAUUUUAUACUUUUUUUAACCUGCAUUUAGUUAUUUGCAGCCAGGCGAUUUGCUGCCUUCAUUAGAACACAAAAGUUUAAGAAUGACAAAAGGCCAUUAAAUAAAUAAAUAUUUUAGUGCUCCUGUAGUUGCUAACAGUACAGUUGUACUGUAAUUGAUAUAUUUCUCCAAAAAUAUUUUGGAAUAGUUAAGAAAUUAACAAAUGCUUAAGUUUGACCCAUUUAGGUUUCCUCAAGUGGAUUUUUUUUUUUUUUGUGGAGGCGUCUUGAUCAGAAGUUUAACCUUUUAUUGAAAAUCUGAAGAUAUUGGAGGAUGAGCGAGGAAUAAAACACUUCUAGCUUCUUAUUUUACUUGAUUUUGAUCCAGAAUGCACAUUGAUUGCAGGAUCAUGGGCAGUUUGUGGGCCAUGUAGCUUGAAUAAAAGUACGACUCUUGCUGAUCUAUGUUUCUCCUACGAUGCUAAUGUGUAACGCUGUAAAAUAGAUUAUUAUGAAUGUACUGCAGGUCUGUAUUGAAUUUUAUUUUCCUACUAGUGUACCCAAUGGGAUUGUUGUGUACUUUUGUAAGUUACAUUGAUGUGAGUUUCAGUUUUGCACUCCACAGGGUUUUUGAGGAUAAGCACUUCAAUAAAUGACCACAUAAUAUUUUAUGGUAUAGUGAUUUUGUUUUCAAACUGUUCAAAAUCUCAAUGUAAGCCUCUAUUGGACCCAUUUAAAGAAGAAAGUUGAGUCACUUUUUGGUUGUUUUAAUCAGUUUCUGUUUUUAAAGUUUAACUGGACUGAUAUGAUUUAAAAUGACAGGGAGACUUGCUUACCCUUUUCACACAGCUGUCCUGGGUGUAGGAUUAUCUUGCUAUGGCUUCAGUGGUGUGUUCAUUUGGAGACGUUAAAUCAUUUUUCUUGACAUUUUUACUUUGCUCAGCUUAGUAUAGAUUUAAAAAAUUGACAUGAAAAUAAUUUAUUUUGGGUGAAAUAUGUCGGGUCUAUAAAUCUUCUCGUGUCAUGUACUUUGAGGCCAUCCUGUUUGCAGUGUUUUGUUAUACUAGAGGCUAUAGUUCCUAGAAUUGUUUAACUGGUUAUAAAUAAUGCCACUUGUCUUAACUUCUACCACUAGACUUUCUCUGAAGUAUUUUCGGCAGGAUGGAGUGUGCCAUCAAUGAAAAUUCUCUGCAUUCUGAUAAGAUUAAACUCUGUGGGGUCACCAGUGGCUCACCUGGUAAAAACACAACUGCAGGGAGUCCAGAGUCAUUUCAUUGAGAGGGCACUGGUCCAGCUCAGUGAGGCCAAACAGACUUUACAUGCUGGGCCUUGCAUCUGGGGUUCAGUAGCAUAAUAACUUUUGCUGCUUAGGUUCACAGGAUGAAAGUCAUUCACUUGUAUUGACAGUGGGAAUGGUGGUUGGCCAUUGAUGUUUAGUCCUCUUAUAUCAGUAGUGGUUUUCAAGGUGAUUUUUAAAUUGGACAUUAUAAAAAUGGGUUAAAAGAUUGAUAAGCCAUGUUUCUGGAUUAUUCUAAUUUUGUUGGCACUACUUCCUAAUUGAGCGAUAACUAAAAAUGAGAAAAUACUGGGGAAAUGUGUUCAGACUUAGUUGAGCCGAUUUGCUCUAUGUGAAUGUUUGGCAGUAACUCGUUACUGACCAUUGUCAAAACGGGUGCCUACAAAUAUCAAUACCCAAAUGUGUAUUCCAUUACUAUAGAACUGGUUAUAUUUUACUGUUAAAUAAACUUUGAAAAAUA